AUGUCGUUCAAGUCUACAGCAUCCAAGCAUCAGGCACAGACUACAGUCAGCAAGCUAUUUGCCAAUAUCUUGCCUAAUCACACUAUAGGCAAUGAUGAAGACAAACAGGAAAAGUUGUCAUCCACACAGCUUCUUUCCAACCAGUUGAAGCAACUGUCUGUUCCUUUGAAGAAAGUAAAGAAGAAGACAAAUGCUAAGAUCAAAAAGAUAAAUGAUCUGAAUACCAAGUUCAAGAAGUUUGUUAAAUAUAACAUCAUCAAGAGUCGCGAAGAGCACACAGUAGAAGAACAGAAAUACUUGAAGAAGUUGGUGAAGCGGAAUGCAUCUCAGAUCAAGAACUUAUCCCACAUAGACAACAUGCAAAUAGAAGAAGAGUUAUCCGAUGUGCGAGCCAGCUUGAUUGACAAGAUUGGAAAGAAAGAAAAUAAGAGACUUAGGAAGAGAAAGUUGACUUCAGCAAAGAAUAGCAAAUUCGAUGACUUUGAUAACAAGGUCAAGAGGGGAUUCAUUUCUGUUCCUGGCUUGACUCCAGGUUUGGCACCAAUAGACUACAAUGAAUCCGAUUCUGAGUAA
This is a messenger RNA of Scheffersomyces stipitis CBS 6054, 573 nucleotides long. RefSeq lists its product as uncharacterized. The record is from RefSeq and is a predicted model, not a curated record. The coding region runs from base 1 to 573 and encodes 190 amino acids. The transcript has a single exon. NCBI's taxonomy places the organism in Eukaryota, Fungi, Ascomycota, Pichiomycetes, Serinales, Debaryomycetaceae.